Molecule: messenger RNA, 3572 nt
Organism: Nicrophorus vespilloides
Lineage: Eukaryota; Metazoa; Arthropoda; Insecta; Coleoptera; Silphidae
Gene: Mtr4
Product: superkiller viralicidic activity 2-like 2
Exons: 11
Coding region: 195-3278 (1027 amino acids)
Biological process (GO): maturation of 5.8S rRNA; RNA catabolic process
Cellular component (GO): nucleus
Molecular function (GO): ATP binding; RNA helicase activity; RNA binding
Source: RefSeq, a predicted model, not a curated record
GUCGUUAUUUCCCCUCGGCGAGCGGGAAAACUUUCUCUCCCCCUCGUCUCUCGUCCAGAACAGGGAACCUUGUAAUCGCGUGGUCGAGGAUGCGAAUUAUUCCAAAAACUGAGUAUUCCUAUUUUGCUGUGAGACAACGAUUCUGCUGAGAAUUUUCCAAUUGGGUACGUGCAAUAGGUAACUGAGACGAGAAGAUGUCGAAGGCGAUAGACGAUCUGUUCGAUUGCUUCGAGGAUUCGGGGGACGGCAAGGAGGCCGCAUCCGGUACGGACGAACUAUCAAAAAGGGUAUCUCAGGUUGAUAUCAAAGGUGUGAAGAGGGAUCAUGGAGAGGCGGAGGAGAAGGCAGUCAAGAAGAUUCGCGUCGAGGACGUCGACGUCGAGGACAUUGAUUUUGAUGAAUUCAAGAAUCGAGUUGUGGUUCAUAUAAUUGAGUCACUGGAUUCUUGCACACAUGAAGUGGCAUUUCCACCAGGACAAAUAUACACACCCUUGCAGCCGAGCAGAGGAGAACCAGCGAAGAAGUAUCAAUUUCAAUUGGAUCCUUUCCAGAAGGAAUCGAUCCUCUGUGUAGAUAACAACCAAUCGGUGUUGGUGUCGGCUCACACUUCCGCCGGAAAAACAGUCGUAGCUGAAUAUGCUAUCGCCACCUCCCUGAAGAACAAGCAGCGCGUAAUCUACACGACUCCUAUAAAAGCGCUGUCGAAUCAGAAGUAUCGUGAGUUCUACGAAGAGUUCAAAGAUGUGGGUCUGGUGACCGGAGACGUUACAAUCAAUCCGACAGCGUCGUGCCUUAUUAUGACCACCGAGAUCUUGAGGAACAUGCUGUAUCGAGGCUCGGAGAUCAUGAGGGAAGUCGGUUGGGUCAUCUUCGAUGAAAUCCAUUACAUGCGUGACAAGGAGAGAGGUGUCGUCUGGGAGGAAACGUUGAUCCUGCUCCCACACAACGUGCACUUCGUGUUCUUAUCUGCGACUAUACCGAAUGCCAGACAGUUUGCUGAAUGGGUUUCGCAUCUGCAUCAACAACCUUGUCACGUUGUCUACACAGACUACAGACCGACGCCUCUUCAGCACUUCGUUUUCCCCUGCGGCGGUUCGGGAAUUCACAUGGUCGUAGACGAAAAUGGAGUGUUUAAAGAGGAUAGCUUCAACGCGGCGAUGGCUCUGCUACAAAAUUCUGGCGAUGCUGCAAAGGGAGAUCAAAUCGGAAGGAAAGGUGGCAUAGCUAAUAAAGAUGCCACGCAAACAGAUAUCUUCAAAAUCGUGAAGAUGAUUAUGGAUAGGAAUUUCGCGCCAGUCAUAGUGUUCAGUUUCAGUAAAAAAGAUUGCGAACGUUAUGCUACUCAAAUGACUAAAUUGGAUUUCAACACGACUGCUGAAAAGCAAUUGGUUGAUGAAGUUUUCAGUAACGCCAUGGAUGUUUUGAACGAUGACGACAAACGGUUACCACAAGUUGAAAAUCUUUUACCUUUACUCAGACGAGGAAUUGGUAUACAUCAUGGCGGUUUGUUACCGAUCUUGAAGGAAACCAUUGAAAUCCUUUUCGGCGAAGGCUUGAUUAAAGCUCUUUUCGCAACUGAAACAUUCGCCAUGGGUUUAAACAUGCCUGCUCGCACGGUUCUAUUCACGGGAAUUCGCAAGUACGAUGGAAAAGAUUACCGUUGGGUGUCUUCGGGAGAGUACAUCCAAAUGUCUGGGCGUGCAGGACGUCGUGGGCUUGAUGACAAGGGUAUUGUUAUAAUGAUGGUGGACGAGAAGGUGCCACCAUCAACUGGAAAGGAAAUCGUCAAGGGUCUUCCUGAUGCCAUCAACUCCGCCUUUCAUUUGACCUACAACAUGGUUUUAAAUCUUCUGCGCGUUGAAGAAAUCAAUCCUGAAUAUAUGCUGGAGAGGUCGUUUUACCAAUUUCAAAAUCAAACAUCUAUACCACAGCUCUAUGAAAAUUUUACCAAGUGUUUGAGUGAUUACGAUAACGCGCACGUCGAGAACGAGUCUGAAGUGGAGUCUUACUACAACAUCAGGCAAGAGUUGGAUGCGUUAGGUGUACAAUUUAGAAAGUACAUCACGUCGCCAAAAUAUUUAAUUCCGUUCCUACAGCCAGGACGUUUGAUUAAGAUAAAAUCCGAGAAUGAUGAAUACGAUUGGGGUGCGAUUAUAAACUUUAAAAAAGUGUCCGAGACUGGAGGUAGGAAGAAGGCUAAUCCGGCAGUUGAAGGUACCAAAUUACAAGUUGAUUUAUUGCUUCACGUUGCCUGCGAUGAUAAUAACAAGGACCUUUUCGGCUCUGCCAUACCGAAACCCUGUCCACCGAAUCAGACCGGCGAGACUGAGGUUAUUGCUGUUGCCGCCACUUUAAUAACUCACAUUUCCUCUGUCAGACUUUGCUGCCCCAGCGAUCUGCGCACAAAAGACGCCCGAAAAGGCAUGUACAAAGCUAUAAGAGAGGUGAAGAAAAGGUUCCCUAAAGGACCACCUCUUUUGAAUCCCGUUAAAGACAUGAAGAUCAUGGACAACGAGUUCGGUGAUAUCGUGAAGAAAAUCGAACUGCUUGAGAAAAGAAUGUACGAGCAUUCGCUGCAUAAAAGCACUACGCUCGAAACAGAAUAUCCAAAGUAUGAAAAGAAAAUCGAAUAUCGUGAUGCUCUCAGCGAUGCUAAGCAGAAGCUGCUGAGCGCCAAAUCUGUACUGCAGUUGGAUGAGCUUAAAUGCAGAAAACGUGUUUUGAGACGGUUGGGCUACUGCACUAAUAGCGAUGUCAUCGAGCUUAAAGGACGUGUGGCCUGUGAACUCAGCAGCGCUGAUGAACUUUUGCUUACUGAAAUGAUAUUCAACGGAAUAUUUGGCGCCCUUACUCCACCUCAAAUUUGCUCUAUCUUGAGUUGCUUUGUUUUCGACGAGAAGAGUAAUGAGCCUGCCAAACUUAUUGACGAACUGUCGGGUCCUUUGAGGCAGAUGCAGGAUAUUGCAAGGAGGAUAGCAAAGAUUUCGACCGAAGCUCGAUUGGAGAUAGAUGAAGAGGCUUACGUUGAUAGGUUCAAGCCAUUCUUGAUGGACGUCGUGUACGCGUGGUGCAAUGGUUCGAGUUUCAGCGAUCUGUGCAGAAUGACGGAGAUCUUCGAAGGGUCGAUAAUCCGUUGCAUGCGACGCCUGGAGGAGCUGCUCAGGCAAAUGGUUCAAGCCUCCAAGACGAUUGGCAACACCGAGCUGGAAGACAAGUUCAAUAUGGGUAUCAAAUUGAUCAAAAGGGACAUUAUUUUCGCGUCGAGUCUUUACUUGUAAGAAAACCAUUUUACAGAGCCAUAUUUUGUCCCAACAACCUUUCCCAGAACAGCCCCCGGACCCUACUUUGUUUCGUAGCAUUCUAUUAUUGUUGCCCUUUAGUACCUGUACUUUUCCAUGAACAUUGCCCCCCACCAAACCGCACACCUUUCCCUGCCACAUCCCCCCUCUUCUAGGAUAGCAAAUAUUAGUUUUUACUCUUAUGUAUAUAAUCCGGGUGCAGCAUCGUCAGUGUACAUCCUACAGUUAACGGGAGUAGAUCUCCUCUGUGCUCCUGGUUUUUGGUAUAUAUUU